This is a messenger RNA of Colletotrichum acutatum, 1494 nucleotides long. RefSeq lists its product as uncharacterized. The transcript has 2 exons. NCBI's taxonomy places the organism in Eukaryota, Fungi, Ascomycota, Sordariomycetes, Glomerellales, Glomerellaceae. The coding region runs from base 1 to 1494 and encodes 497 amino acids. The record is from RefSeq and is a predicted model, not a curated record.
AUGACGGAAGCGCCCGAGAAUCUUUCUGCGAGCUUGCUCGGCAACCGGCUGAGCAGUCGCUCAGUUUCCACAUCCUCGAAUCGUCGUCAACCAGUUGACUCGCUCGUCAUUUCCCUUGAUGAGCUGUCGCAUCACUCCCAAGACCCCGUCGAUGCCGUGCCGAACAAUCCAGAUGAUACCGGUUCAGGAGCAUCACGUUUGAGCCGGGAAACUUUCGCCCAAUCCCAAACGGUCGCCACGGAUGAGAGGCCUGUCUCUCAAAUCAGAUGUCCGAAACGCAAGUUCGAAUUUUUCGUAUUUCUGACCGACUGUGCCGCCCUUCUCUCAACACUGGGUCUCCUUGUAUUUGGUCUCAUUGUUUGGCGUUCCGACGGAACUCAAAUCACCGAAAAAGACCGCGGAACACGGGUGAAUACGAUCAACGUACUUGCCACCGUCUUUCCCAUCUUGUUCGCCUCAGUCGUUGACAGAUUGGUUUCCGAAGCAGCUCGGUGGAAACUCGAGAAUGGCGCCACCGUACGAUCCCUCGAACAACUACUCGGCAGUAGGACGGUCGGUGCAGCUGCACUCACCCUCGUCCAGUUCCGUUCAUUCAAUAUUUUGAGCAUCAUGCUAGUCUUUUUGUGGGCAUUCUCGCCAUUGGGAACACAAUCGCUUCUUCGAAUGAAUACAUCUCGUCUCGAGCCGAGCAUGAAAUCGACGAGCCUGAUAUACUUCGAUAGUGGUGCCAGGAGCCAACUUGCAGAUUGGGGAAACUCUGAAGUGAGUGGAAGCUCUGUGGUUUACACGUAUUCCAAGUUCCGCUCACUCGCAACACUUUACACCUCUCUCGUUGCCGCUCCUCAGCAAAUCAAGGAUGACAAUAUGGACAUUUGGGGAAACGUCAAGAUACCUUUCUUCAACGGUGUAGACGAGAACUGGAAGAACAUCACCAGUGAUACUGCUCAGCACCCGUAUUCCGCCCUAGCCGGCAUUCCACUCAUGCACCUCAACGAAGAUAACGCAACUUUCUCGCUAGAGUCCGACUACAUUCACCUUGAAUGCAAGAACCUCACCAAGAUCGUAAGAAGUGUCACACCAGAAGAUAUCCGCGAAGAUUUGAUAUCAGACGAAGGUCUCAAAGAUUUUGGCACUACUUACCGCGCUGCUACCAACAGGUCCAGGCUCCUGAACGGAACAUGGCAUGGGUAUAGCCCGACCAGGUCAAGCUCGACAGCAACAACAUGGAGUCUGGCACUUGACAGAUUUAUUGACCCUAUCUGGUUUGCCAUCAGAAAGGACGAAAAUGGAAAUGAGUCGGAAAGGUACCCGGUAAUCCGGCCGGACGAGGCAAUGAGACCAAUUCUAUUUCAGGGUGAGAGCGGGAUAGAGGUCGGCAAACCCACCCUGCUCUUUCAGGCUGCUUCCGCCAGCUCCAUGCACUCUCCCGAAGGAUUCAUUAGAGCCUACUACGGAGUCACUCAGAGAUACGUCGAAUCAAGAGUCAACUGUUGA